Messenger RNA from Echinops telfairi (small Madagascar hedgehog), 2547 nucleotides. RefSeq names its product Rho GTPase activating protein 23 (gene ARHGAP23). NCBI's taxonomy places the organism in Eukaryota, Metazoa, Chordata, Mammalia, Afrosoricida, Tenrecidae. Gene Ontology annotation, molecular function: protein binding. Bases 1 to 2547 code for a protein of 848 amino acids. The record is from RefSeq and is a predicted model, not a curated record. Gene Ontology annotation, biological process: signal transduction. The transcript has 24 exons.
AUGCCUGCAUGUGAUGCGCCUGUGCACAAGAACCUGCGUGGCUGUGCAGAGUUGGGCGUGUGGGCCACACGGACACCAUGCCCUAUCUCCCUGUGCCCCCAACAGCUGCCACUGGGCCCGCGAGAUGGGUGCUCUGCUGGGCGCCCCCUCCCCUGGCAGGGGCCUCGGACGCUCCUGCUGCGCAAGAGCCUGCAGGACGGCUUCGGCUUCACCCUGCGCCACUUCAUCGUCUACCCGCCCGAGUCAGCCGUGCACUGCAGCCUGAAGUCCCCCCGGCACCGCAUGGAGCCCAUGGACACCAUCUUUGUGAAGAAUGUGAAGGACGAUGGCCCCGCCCACAGGGCAGGGCUUCGCACAGGAGACCGGCUGGUGAAGGUGAAUGGGGAAAGUAUCAUUGGCAAGACCUACUCCCAGGUCAUAGCUCUGAUCCAGAAUAGCGAUGACACGCUAGAGCUGUCCAUCAUGCCCAAGGACGAGGACGUCCUGCAGCUGCGCCGGACGGGCCUCCUGCACGCACUCUCCUUCAGGGACUCGCCCUUCGGGGGGCUGCCCGCCUUCAGCUUGGCCCAGUCCCCUCCAUCGCUCCCACUGGAGGCCUCGGAACCGCCCAAGGCUGCCCGGCCUGAGUCCAGCCCCCGGGCUCUGGAGCCACCGGCAGAGGAGCGCCGCCAGGAGGUGGUGUUAAGACAGAAGCCCCCCACGGGCCGCAAAGCCCAGCUGCCCCCCGCAAGACAAAUGAACCUCGGGUUUGGUGACGAGUCCACUGAGCCAGAGGGCAGUGAGCGAGGGGAGCGGCCAGGCAGGAAGGUGGCCCCUUUGGCCACUGCUGAAGACUCCCUGGCUUCCAUCCCCUUCAUCGAUGAGCCCACCAGCCCCAGCAUCGACCUCCAAGCCAAGCAUGUCCCCGCCUCCGCGGUGGUCUCCAGUGCCAUGAACUCAGCCCCCGUCCUGGGCACCAGCCCCACCUCCCCCACCUUCACCUUUGCCCUGGGCCGUCACUACUCCCAGGACUGCAGUAGCAUCAAAGCUGGCCGCCGCUCCUCCUACCUCCUGGCCAUCACCACGGAGCGCUCCAAGUCCUGCGACGACGGGCUCAACUCCUUCCGCGACGAGGGCAGGGCUCUGCGGCGCCUGCCAAACCGAGUGCCCAGCCUUCGGAUGCUCCGAAGCUUCUUCACAGACGGGUCCUUGGAUAGCUGGGGCACUUCUGAAGAUGCAGACGCCCCUUCUAAGCGGCACUCAACCUCUGACCUCUCGGAUGCAGCCUUCAGCGAUGUCCGGAGAGAAGGCUGGUUGUAUUACAAGCAGAUCCUCACCAAGAAGGGGAAGAUGGAGGAGACUCUCUCCUCUCUGCCCCAGGACCCCGGCUGUGCCAACCAAGCUCUGAUCAGCAAGAAGCUUAAUGAUUACCGAAAAGUGAGCCAUAGCUCUGGGCCCAAGGCCGAUUCCUCUCCCAAAGGCUCUCGCGGCCUGGGGGGGCUCACGUCGGAGCUACUCAAGCAGAGUGCAGGGCGUGUCCUCAGGGUUCAGGACCUGCCGGCCGGGAGCAAGGAUGACAGUGCAGCUGUCCCCAGAACCCCCUGGGGCAUUAACAUCAUCAAAAAGAACAAGAAGGUGACCCCAAGGGCGUUUGGGGUACGCCUGGAGGAGUGCCAGCCAGCCGCAGAAAACCAGCGUGUCCCCCUGAUCGUGGCUGCAUGCUGUCGCAUUGUGGAAACUCGGGGGCUGGAGUCCACGGGCAUUUACCGAGUGCCAGGCAACAACGCCGUGGUGUCCAGCCUACAGGAGCAGCUCAACCGAGGGCCUGGUGACAUCAACCUGCAGGAUGAGCGCUGGCAGGACCUGAAUGUCAUCAGCAGCCUACUCAAGUCCUUCUUCCGGAAGCUGCCAGAGCCUCUGUUCACGGAUGACAAAUACAACGACUUCAUCGAGGCCAACCGCAUUGAGGACUCGAGAGAGCGGAUGAAGACGCUGCGGAAGCUGAUCCGAGACCUCCCAGGACACUACUAUGAGACCCUCAAGUUCCUCGUGGGCCACCUGAAGACCAUCGCUGACCACUCGGAGAAGAACAAGAUGGAGCCCCGGAACCUGGCCCUGGUCUUCGGGCCUACGCUGGUGAGGACAUCUGAGGACAACAUGACGGACAUGGUGACCCACAUGCCCGAUCGCUACAAGAUUGUGGAGACGCUGAUCCAGCACUCAGACUGGUUCUUCAGCGACGAGGAGGACAAGGGAGAAAGAACCCCCGUGGACGACAAGGAGCCUCAGUCGGUGCCCAACAUCGAGUACCUCCUGCCCAACAUCGGCAGGACGGUGCCCCCCACCGACCCAGGCUCUGAUUCUACCACCUGUAGCUCAGCCAAGUCCAAGGGCUCGUGGGCCCCCAAGAAGGAGCCGUACGCCCGGGAGAUGCUGGCGAUCUCCUUCAUCUCGGCCGUCAACCGCAAGCGGAAGAAGCGGCGGGAGGCGCGCGGACUGGGUAGCUUUAAAGACCCCUGGAACCUGCUGGGCCAGUGGUACAGCCUUCUGAAUCCCACGAAAGCCUGA